Molecule: messenger RNA, 1614 nt
Organism: Rhagoletis zephyria (snowberry fruit fly)
Lineage: Eukaryota; Metazoa; Arthropoda; Insecta; Diptera; Tephritidae
Source: RefSeq, a predicted model, not a curated record
AUGGCAGCCAGCACACCACCUUUUACCGAGGAGUACAUUGUUAGAUCACCAAAACCACCAAGCACAGAAUCACUGCCCAAAGUGUCAGUGGCAGAGAUGAUGGUUGAAAAAAUAAGCAGCUAUGAUAAAGAGCUUCUGGCACUAAUUGACACAAACAACAACAGCAAUGUGACGUAUGGUCAACUUCAUGAGCGUGCAGCUCAAUUUGCCAGCGCUCUGCUGCGACUUGGCGUUGAGAAAACCGAUUUCGUGAUGUUCUACGGCGAAAACUCCUUCGAGUACAUCAUCGCCAUGCUGGGCACAGUCUACCUGGGACUGCCCUUCUGUCCUAUUCCACCUAGCUCACAAAGUUUUGAACUGUCUGAGCAGUCAAGAGGAGCAAAUGGAACCAUACUGGUGUUCGGCACUGAAAAGGUGGCCAUUGUUGAGAGAACGGCCACUGAGGCUGCCUACCGCGAGACGAUGCGCCAGUUUAAGGUGCUCGUGCAGAUGGAGACGGCAAAGCCAAGUGAAGCUCUGAAGCAGUUGGCCGUUCUGAAGGAGAGCGGUGCGCUCAUUCACUCAUUUGAGGAGAUGAUCAGCCAGGUGGCAGAAGGCGACAACGGCCCUCAGCUUAAAAUCAUUCCCCACUUUGCCGUGGACCUUAAAGCGGAGUUUCUCCUCUGCUUUACAUCAGGUACAUCAGGAGUGCCAAAACCGGCAAUUCACUCGCAUCGCUCAAUUGCCCUCAGCAUGACCAGAGCCUCCUGGGGCAAUCGUUCCGUCGGUUUGCCCUUUAUAAUGUGGCAUCCUCUAGGCCAUGUGAGCGGAACUUUCAUUGCACUGUACACCCUUUACGCCGGUUGCUCGGUGAUUCUCUUUGAGAAGAGCGACCUUGAGCCAAUUCUGCAGGCGGUGGAGCGAUACAAGGCGAUCAACUUCAUGAUGUCGGCGAACCAAGCGGCACCGCUCGCUGCCAUCGACUACCACAAAAAGUACGACCUGAGUUCGCUGAAGGCAAUCAACCACGGUGGCUCAUUCAUCGCCACCAGUAUGCUGUUGGCCAUUCGAGCCAAGUACAAAGUGGCCACCAUUAACGUGUACGGCUCGACGGAGUUUAUCGACUGCGUGGAAGGCUACGGGCAGCCGGAGGUGGACGAAUUUCUGGUCGGUUGUGUUGGACAUGUGAAGCAAGGAGUGGAGAUGAAGAUUGUCGACUUGCAAACGGGAAAGCCACUGCCGCCGAACGAAAACGGAGAGAUCUGCUUCCGAGGGGAGUCCUGCUUCUCCGGCUAUAAGGGCAACCCUGAGGCAACCGCAAAGACAAUAGUGGAUGGCUGGUAUCAUAGCGGAGAUGUGGGCUACUACGACACCCAGGGACGACUCUUCAUCACCGAUCGCAUCAAAGAGAUGAUCAAGUACAAACUGUACAGUUUGAUUCCGGCCGAGAUUGAGGACUUCGUUCAACGACAUCCUGCAGUGGCGUCGGCCUGCGUCGUCGGUGUGCCCCACGCCUCUGAAGGCCAUCAUAUUCGAGCGUAUGUUGAACUGGUUCAAGGGCAAAAGAAAACAUGGGCACACAAAAGAAACUUCGAGCCGGCGUCCGCUUCAUUGACUCCAUGCCUCGCACGUUAA